This is a messenger RNA of Anolis carolinensis (green anole), 1322 nucleotides long. Its product is annotated as cytochrome b5 type B. The coding region runs from base 317 to 742 and encodes 141 amino acids. The record is from RefSeq and is a predicted model, not a curated record. Gene Ontology annotation, molecular function: heme binding. Lineage: Eukaryota; Metazoa; Chordata; Lepidosauria; Squamata; Anolidae. Gene Ontology annotation, cellular component: intracellular membrane-bounded organelle; mitochondrial outer membrane. The transcript has 5 exons.
CAAUGAAGGCCUACCCUUAUUCUGGACCUGGCCCACUGAUCAGAGGUUGACAGCUGUCAAUCAACCAGCAAACCCGCCCACCACUACCACUAAGAAAAAGAGUGGGGCUGGCAGGCGAGGAGACCUCGGCGUUUCAUUGGUUGUGAGAGAAAACGCGCACUCCCGAUUGGCCCCUGAGAACCACGGCCUCCCGCCUUCUUCCCAUAUAGCCAAUAGGACAAAUGCCCCUGUCUUCUGCCGGCGAGUGGGCGUGUCUUCGGUUACGGCGGCCUUGCGAGUCCAAGCGUCCACUGUUGGCGAGGCAAGCGAGGGCCGAAUGGGGACGCAGGAGGCGGGCGGCGCGGAGCCCCCUCAGGGCGGCCCGUUCUUCACCAUGGACGAGGUGGCGAAGCGGAGCACCGGGAAAGAGACCUGGCUGGUCAUCCACGGCCGCGUCUACGACGUGACCCGCUUCCUGGACGAGCAUCCCGGUGGAGAGGAGGUUCUCCUUGAACAAGCCGGUCAGGACGCAACAGAGAGCUUCGACGAUGUGGGCCACUCUGAAGACGCCCACGAAAUGCUCAAGCAAUACCUCAUAGGAGAAGUUCACCCGGAUGACCUGAAGCCAGGCGGCUCCAAGGAUCCAAACAAAUCUCCUUCCAAUGAGUCAAGCUUCUGGACGGUGUGGCUGAUUCCCAUCGUAGGGGCCGUGGUCCUGGGCUUGAUGUACCGCUUCUAUGUCAUGGAUGCAAAGUCCUCUUGAUCCGUUGCGGGGAGCAGAACGUAGGCUCUUGAAGUUUUGGCCGCCUCCGUCGUCCAUCCAUCACCCAUUCUCCUCACCAAGGGGAACCCCGAGGGACCCACCAUGACUUUGUUGUUGAGAACACACAAAAAAGCAUCCGCCUCCAUUCCAUGAUUUGUAGUCGUUGACUGUGAGUCACUUCUCAGCCAGUAUCCUUCCACUUUGUGCACAGUUCUAACCCAUCCAAGUAUGGAAGGGUUAGGGGCACAGAGCUCCAUGGAAGUGUGGUAACUACACAUGAGAAAAAGCCUAUUAUUUUUUAACCUGAAAAAACAAUCCUCUAGGAAUUUCUAGGUUGUCCAGUAUGAGGAGGUUAUACUGGAGGGACUAGAAUAUUCCUAGGAAGGUUAAAAAGACAUGUCACAUAAUCGAGAAGAAGCUCUGUUUUUCAUCUUUCCAACUGCCUUUUCUCUGUUUCUGUGGUUUUAAAAAACGGUUAAACAGAUCUGUAUUUUUUCAGCAGUACUUUGGUUGAUGUACUACUGGUUGACUGUAUGCCUUUUUAAUCGGCCAGCUGUGUAAUAAAUAACACUCUCAAUGA